This is a messenger RNA of Hypoxylon trugodes, 1470 nucleotides long. Its product is annotated as putative short-chain dehydrogenase. The coding region runs from base 302 to 1381 and encodes 359 amino acids. The transcript is spliced from 2 exons. The record is from RefSeq and is a predicted model, not a curated record. Lineage: Eukaryota; Fungi; Ascomycota; Sordariomycetes; Xylariales; Hypoxylaceae.
GGUUGUUACUAAGUCCGUUAAUUCCAUCACUAUUUUAAGGGGUUAAGAGAUAACCAAAUUUAGAGGUUUGAUGUCAUCCCAAGCCAGAAAAAUGCAAACUAUCAGGCAGAUGCCAACACGAAUAAGCAAGUUUGCUAGAUAAACAUGGAAGUUAUCUCCAAGAUGAAUAUAAAUACCACUCGAGUAUGCCUCAGUCGAAGAGAUGCUCUUGACAACCCAGACAACCAUCACAUCACUAGAACUUCACAUCUCCAAUCAUCGUCACGCAAAAUUAUUGUGAUAACACCAAUUCACCGCGAAAAUGACGGCUACUACGCAUCCCGAGUUUAACGACAAGACAGAAGCCCUAGAGGUAGCCAAGGCUUUUGCUGAAGGGGUUCACGGCAAGACCGUACUUGUGACAGGUGUCAACCCCAAAGGGAUUGGAUUCGCAACGUGCCAGGCUUUUGCCUCCCAAUCUCCAGCCCACUUGAUCCUCGCUAGUCGUACCCUAUCCAAGACUCAGGAGACUAUCGACACUCUCAAAGCCCAGUAUCCCGAUGUUGACUACCGCCCCCUCAUAUUGAAUCUCUCCUCUCAGAAAUCUGUCCGAGAGGCUGCCGCCGAGUUCUUGUCCUGGUCUGAUGUCCCGACUCUUGACAUUGUAGUGAAUAAUGCGGCCGUCAUGAACAUCCCGGAGCUCACACUUAGCGAGGAUGGGAUCGAGAUUCAGUUCGCGACUAACCACGUCGGACACUUUUUAUUCACUUCUUUGGUUAUGCCGAAAAUCAUCAAGGCUGCGGAGAGAAAUCCCAAGGGACUUACACGCGUUAUCAACGUCACUUCUCUGUCUCCUACCAUGGGUGUCUUCAGGUGGAGCGACAUCCACUAUCAGAAGAAAAACAAAGACCUUCCCGAGGAAGAACGACCCCCUUUCGACAUUCACAGAGCGUGGGGCGAGGUCGACCCCGAAGAAAACUCGUAUCUUCCGCUCGAGGGUUAUAACCAGGGCAAAAUAGGGAAUGUAUUGUUCAGUGUUGCUUUGAACAACAAGUUGUAUGAGAAAUACGGAAUCUUGAGCAUGGCUGUCCACCCGGGAAUGAUCCCUACCGAACUAUCGAGAGAAGCUGCGCCAAGGACUUGGGACGCGAUCAAGCGAAUGGCUGAGUCCUCGCGUUUCAGCUACAGAACCCAGGGUGCAGGAGCAUCUACAAGCCUUACAGCUGCGCUGGACCCGAAAUUGGCAAUGCCUGAGAGUAGAGACGGCAAGGAGAACUACGGUGUCUACCUUAUGGACUGUCAAAUUUCCGACAAGGCGCUUCCCGGCUCAGUCUCGAGCGAGAAGGCCGAGCGUCUGUGGAAGCUCUCGGAAGAGUUGGUUAAGGAAAAGUUUGAUUGGUAAAGGAACCAAAUUUGGAUCUCAUUCAUGUAACACCACUCUCCUCCACGCCACUUUUUAUAACUAACCUUACAAUUCUUCAUCCAUAAAUU